This is a messenger RNA of Bursaphelenchus xylophilus (pine wood nematode), 991 nucleotides long. Lineage: Eukaryota; Metazoa; Nematoda; Chromadorea; Rhabditida; Aphelenchoididae. The record is from the annotation of a GenBank genome assembly.
AUGAAUACUGAUGAAAUAAUUGAUCACAAGGACAAAAGAAAGUCCUUUUCUCGCAGCGAUGCGAUUUCCUUGGAAGACGAUCGUCUGAAGACCCCAAUUCGACUAGUGAAUUCGCAAACUAGACCUGCAUUGAGCAGUUCCUUGUCUAAGGGUAAGUGUGAAACUGUUCCGACUUUAAUUGUUGAUGUUUAGAUUCUACUGGAUAUACAGAUGCUACCGGAAUUGACCUUACAGUCUUUAUAAAGGAGACUCUGCAUAAGAACCAUAAAGACCGUCAGCAUGUUCUCCAUCUUGAACAGGUGUUUCGCCAAUUUCUUGAAGAUCCAUCCAAGAAAGUCUUUGAAUUCCCUAAUAUGACUUCUUAUGAUCGUAUGAUUGUGCACAGAGUUGCCGCAUUCUUUGGCCUUGACCACAAUGUCACUCAAGACGGCCAGUCUGUAGUUGUCACCAAAACUGAUUAUGCUACUGCGUGAGUUGAUUGUGUCUUUUAAUGGUCUUUUUUAGUCCCCCGUUCCCCUUUAAGAGCCUCAUCGAGAACGACCAGUUCACAGAGAAGCCCCGUCGCAACUCUAGUAGCCGUUAUGGUGGAAUGAAGCCUUUCCAGAAGUUCCCAGACUUCGGCGAGACUGACCCGAGAAGAAGAACCAAGUCUGUGGAUAUGCCCUCGGGCAGUGUAUAUUCUCCCAUCCCGUUCUAUGCCCAGUCUCAGAUGAUGUUACCCACAAAUGUAACCGGUGAUGGACGUAAGAAGCGGAUGAAUUCCCACUCAUCAACUGCUUCUGAAUCCACUUGUGAGCCUGAUUACAGUCAAUUCAUUAGUCCGGUGGUGUACCCUGCCGGUUACCCCUCCCCUCUUCCUUAUGGAAUGUAUCCGGCUAAUCCAGUGGUGCUUUCUCAGGCCACAAGUAUCCCGGCUGGGGCGUUGUAUUAUCCCAGUGCUUCUCUUCCAUACAACGCGGGAAAUCCCCCUCCAACUCCUUAUUACAACUAA